GAUGGAAAGCUCAUCCUUGGGCAGUUCUACUUUACAGUACGUACGCUAGUGAAACUAAAAAACACGAGCUCGAGUUCGCAAGAGGCCUCGUGCCUUCCACGGCACCUCGUGUCUGUUAUGUCUGUUAUCGCCUUUUGUCGUCGUGACCAAUCGGUUGGCAACUUACUUACUUGGAACCAUCGUGACCUCAGACCACGCGACCGAGAACAAGAGCUACUAAGAGUACAACAGGUCCUUCUCACAAUAGCUUUCCAUUACCAUUACGAUAAUCCCCAUUAUUCAAGCACCUCCUCCUUCUACAGCUUGCCUUCCUCUAUAGACCUGAAAUAGAUACUAUCAUGGACGAAGUGGACUAUGCGAGACAGCCAGCAGCCUGGGACGAACGAGAAGAAGAAAUGGAGGGUGAGCGAGCAACCAGACCCCAAGAGGCUGCUCCACCAAGACCUUUAGGCCCGUAUGAUCCUGGUCGAAUGAGACUGUCAGAAGAGGAGCGGACAUGGGCCUUGGAAAUCAAACAAGCUAUUGAAGCCAAUCCGGAAUUGGAUAACUUGAAUGAUUUUUGCUGUGCUCAGCUGGCACUGACGGAAGAGCCUGGAGAUUUGGAAUCUACGCUGCAAAGAGCCCAUCACUUACAAGAGAUUCGACAAGAAUACAAUGUCGUGGACAGCUUUGAGUGCAGCAAACGGACAGUCCAUCAAGCCUUUGACCGCUUUCCUGGCCAUUUUCUGUCCUUUAGUUUCAGCCACCAAGAGGGAAACUACGUCAUUGUCUUGGAUUUCUCCAAACAGCCCACCACCAAAUGUUUAAAAGCCCUGGCAGAAGGAAAGGAACUAAAGCUGCGAGAAGUCUACUACUUGCUUCAGGCAGUCACACCGGAUUUCGAAGCGAUGCGUAGGGGGCACAUUGUCAUGGCCGAAUGCGUUUCUGUCGAUCGGAACCAGGGCAUGAAUGUUGGCAUGUAUCGGUCGAUCUGGCACAUUAUGCUGGCACACCCCGCCAAGCUGCAAAAAUUCAAACAUUUUCACACGGGGGUCUUUGCACUGCAAUUGGUGUCUGGGACCAAGCGGAUCUUGCCACCGCAUGUGCGGUCCAACGUAGAGGUGGGCUGUAUCUGUGAGUCGGGCUCGUUGGAUAAAUUGUACCUGCAACCCAGCUUUGCCGAAGCCAAUCAGAGAGUCCUACGCCGUUUGGAGGAAACUCUCCAAAGACGGUAUCAAAAUGAAGCAGAGUUUCGGCUGUAGCUAGCUGUUGGAAUUUGAAUGGAAGAGAUAGCAAUCGGAAACAGAACUGGUUAUUACUGUAUUCGCAGUCGUUCUUCAAGAGUUUUCUGCUUGCUUCCCCGGUC
Messenger RNA from Seminavis robusta, 1345 nucleotides. NCBI's taxonomy places the organism in Eukaryota, Bacillariophyta, Bacillariophyceae, Naviculales, Naviculaceae. The record is from the annotation of a GenBank genome assembly.